This is a messenger RNA of Odobenus rosmarus divergens (Pacific walrus), 1008 nucleotides long. It is a transcript of the gene CLEC7A, whose product is annotated as C-type lectin domain family 7, member A. Gene Ontology annotation, biological process: positive regulation of cell migration; positive regulation of lymphocyte activation; detection of molecule of fungal origin. The record is from RefSeq and is a predicted model, not a curated record. Lineage: Eukaryota; Metazoa; Chordata; Mammalia; Carnivora; Odobenidae. Bases 1 to 747 code for a protein of 248 amino acids. Gene Ontology annotation, molecular function: pattern recognition receptor activity; (1->3)-beta-D-glucan binding. Gene Ontology annotation, cellular component: cell surface. The transcript is spliced from 6 exons.
AUGGAUUCCCGUUCUGAGGUAGAAAAUUUGGAUGAAGAUGGUUAUACUCAAUUAGACUUCCGCUCUCGAGGCAUCACUGGGAGACCUGUGGUCUUAGAGAAAGUAACUUCUGCUACAUCUCCUCAUUGGCGUCCCAUUGCUGUGACUUUGGGAAUCCUAUGCUUGCUAAUACUGGUGAUAGCUGUGAUCCUGGGUACCGGGGCUAUUUGGAGAUCCAAUUCAGGGAGCAACCCAUUGAAGAAUGACAACUUCCCAUCAAGAAAUAAAGAGAACCACAGUCAACCCACACAAUCAUCUUUAGAAGACCAUGUGGCUCCUACCAAGGCUCUCACAACCACAGGAGCUUUUUCUAGCUCUUGUCCUCCUAAUUGGAUCAUACAUAAAAACAACUGUUAUCUACUUAGCACAUCGUUAGCUUCCUGGAAUAGAAGUAAAAGACAGUGCUCUCAACUGCAUUCUAACCUCCUGAAGAUAGACAGUGCAGAAGAACUGGAUUUUAUAGUAAGGCAAAUGUCUUCUCAACCUGAUAAUUCAUUCUGGAUAGGACUUUCUCGCCAUCAGACUGAAGGACCAUGGCUCUGGGAGGACGGCUCAAUGUUCUCUUCUAACUUGUUUCAAAUCAGAAGCACAGAAACCCAAGAAAACUCAUCUCACAGUUGUGUGUGGAUUCACCUGUCAAUAAUUUAUGACCAACUUUGUAGUGCGCCCUCAUACAGUAUUUGUGAGAAGAAGUUGUCAAUAAAAUGAUGGGGGGUGUCAGUGUGGAAGAGCAGACAGAAGUAUGUAAAAUAAUAAGAAGGGCAGAAAACAAAACACAAAAGAGAGAUAUUUGAGGUCAAAAUAACUGCUGAAAAUAUCAAGAGAGCUCAGCCAACUUUAAUCUUAGAUGAGAAUGGAGAAGCUAUGAUUCUGAACUUACCAACUUAGAUGGCAGACCAGUAUUAGGUUCUAGUUAAUAGAGCCCUAGAAAUGGAGUCAAGUCAGCUGAACUUAAAUCUUCAUUCUACC